CAUACACCAUUUAGGCCGUCGUCAGCGAAGAUCCAAAAUGGCCGCCGAAGGAGUUUGUCCAUUUCCCUUGCCUCCAAGUCAAUACUAUAAAGUAUAUACGGACGAAAAUGUAGAGAGACAAAUAGUGCCUGAUCCACCACCUCCAGUUGAUGGAGCUUAUUCGAUGUUUGGGGCUUCAUUUGAGACCGAUGAAUCUAUCAUCAGACCUUUAGAACUUCAGGGAAUAACUAGACUGUAUACAACUCAAGGUAGAUUUGAUCGCAUAAAAGAACUCAAGAAAUUAAAUCAUUCAAUAUUUAUUAACUUCCUGGAGCUGCUGGAUAUUCUUAUUAAAUCACCUUCAUCCUCCAAGAGAGAAGAAAAACUUGAUGACUUAAACCUGCUAUUUAUUAAUAUUCAUCACUUGAUCAAUGAACUCAGGCCUCACCAGGCACGAGAGACAUUAAGAGUGAUGAUGGAAAGGCAGAAACAGCAGAGACUGGAAACAGCCGAUAAACUGAACAAGCAUUUGGACAGAGUAGUGACAAUGCUUCAGUCUUGUUUAUCAUCAUUACAGAUAGCAUCUAGACAACAGGAUAAUUCAUUUGAACAAAUGGAGGUUGAUGAAUCCAGCAAGCACACAGAGGAUGACGAGCAGUUUACCAGAGAAGAUGAAAUUAUGUGCAGUGUUCUGGAAGAGAUCUCUUAGCUAUAUUUUCUUGUUUUACACAUAAACUUACCAUGGCAUGUAAAUGUGUAAAUGCAAAAUUAGUUCACAAAAUCCCUUCCCAUUUUUUAAGAUUUCUUGACAAGUGCAGUGAGCUUUAUAAAACAGAAAUACAUGCACUGUUUUGUUAGAGAGGAUCUGCCAACUCAGAAAAGUGCAGUUUCACUUUCAUAAUUGCUAUGUGAAGAGGAAAAGGUGAGCCCUCAUGCAUCCCAUGGUGCUGCAAGGGAGGACGAAAGAGGAAUACUUACACUGUCAUCAGUUGUUCUCAUCAUGGAAUUCCUGCUAGCAUAUCAUCUAUUUAGCAACAUUACAAUCACCAAACAACAACAUAGCACAGAUUUUAGGGGGAAAAAAAAGAUCAGUGACACAGGAUUGCCUUUGCCAAAUUGCCUUCAGUAUAGGAUGCUAGUGAUAUAUUAGUAACAGUUCUGUUCCAGAAAAUCUCCAUCUUAUCAUGGAGGACUUUUUUGUUUGACCCUGAGUCUCUCCUCUAUAAGUUUCAGCUAAACUACAUGUUCAUACUUUCCUUUAAACAUUUUGGUUUCUGUGGCCCUCCACCUCCACCAGUUAGAGUUCCAACAACCCUCUUUGGAAACGUGUAUUUUUUUAUGUUUUGAAAUCAUGCAAUAACUAUUUUGCAUGAGCUGUUUCUUUUGUAACUUUACAUGUAGCUGCUAUACAGUUAGGUGGGGAUUGUUAGGAAAAAAAAAGAAUGAAAAGAGCCAUUUCAUUUUGGCUUUUAUGAUAAAUCUUUAGAGCUAGUAUUUAUUUAAAUUAUAUUCUAUCUAAUAGAUGUACAUAUAGAGAUCUUUUGUACAGAAUUUUGCACAUAAAAGGUUUUUGUAAAUGAACUGCUAAUCUUUGACAUAAUAUAGUUCACCUGGGAGUUUGAGGAAGUUAUAGAUGGCUAUCUGCAAAGAAUAAAAACUCCAGAGAGGUGCAGGAUUGUUUUUCCUAUUGAACACUGGUACAGGUAUUUUGGUAGUAAAUACCGGUUUAUGGUGGUGUUUUAGAUAAGUUGUGUUCUUUUCUUUGUUGGUAGGGAGGGGAGUUAUAUUUGCACCGCCUCUAACAUGCGAUCAUAUCCUUCCUCCCUUCAUACAAUGCAUCAUCACUUGUACAGUUUGUAAAUUAAAUCUUUAAUGCUCAGUGGGUUUUUGGCAGAAUGUACUUACAUACUUUUGAAAUGGGUCUUUUUGGUUUGUAUUAAUAAAAACAAUAUUUGGUCAGG
Molecule: messenger RNA, 1940 nt
Organism: Orbicella faveolata
Lineage: Eukaryota; Metazoa; Cnidaria; Anthozoa; Scleractinia; Merulinidae
Product: mediator of RNA polymerase II transcription subunit 7-like
Biological process (GO): regulation of transcription by RNA polymerase II
Cellular component (GO): core mediator complex; mediator complex
Molecular function (GO): transcription coregulator activity
Source: RefSeq, a predicted model, not a curated record